AUGUCUAGCCAAACGACAACCUUGAAGCGCAAUCCUGCGGAUUCCAUGGCGUCGACCUGGCGCCAUGAUCGAUCCCAGUGGAGCGUCUGGCACUGGAUGAUUGAGCUACUUGGUCUUCAUCUCAUCGAUCUUGAUGGAGAAGUGCCUAUAUUUGCCAAGACAGACAAAAUCCCAGUUGUGAGGGAGUGGACUGUGCACCUAUGGAUCUUACUACACGCUGCGAUUCCACUUGUCCUCCACCACGCCUACACAGCCUAUACCGGCAAGAACUUGGGCCUCAUUGGCGCCUUUGCGCUAUAUUCUAGUGCCUUUAAAUUAAACGGUAUCCAUGAAAUGCACAUCAUGCGCCGCCUUGGUCAACGGUACGGUUUUUUGGACGGCGAUAAACACCCACGGGAUGAAAUCCCCGACGUUGGCGUUGGCAAGGUCAUCCGCGAACUCAUUUCUACAUCGAGCGUCCGCAUGGUGAUGGCUAUUUUCCUCACCUAUCGCACGAGCGAAACACCAGAUUCUCUCGAGUGGAAGUGGCUGCCCUUGGAGAUUGGUCUGUACAGCAUCACCGUCGACUUCUGGUUUUACUGGUACCACCGCAUGAUGCACUCCACUGAUUCUUUGUGGAAGUUCCACCGAAGACACCAUUUGACCAAGCACCCGAACCCCCUGCUCUCCGCGUAUGCCGAUCAUGAGCAAGAGUUUAUGGAUAUCACGGGUAUCCCACUUCUUGCUUAUGGGACGUUGAAGCUUUUUGGGUUGCCGAUGGGGUUCUACGGCUGGUGGAUUUGCUUCCAGUAUAUUGCCUUCUCGGAGUUCAUCGGACACAGUGGUCUUCGACUUCAUGGUGGUGCUCCGUCUACUGUGAACUGGCUGCUAGAGAUCUUUGAUGCGGAACUAGUGAUUGAAGAUCAUGAUCUGCAUCACCGCUAUGGAUGGAGAAAGAGUCAUAAUUAUGGAAAGCAGACCCGUCUUUGGGAUAAGAUAUUUGGCACUUGCCAUGACCGUAUUGAAAGUGUGAAGGAGAACGUCGAUUAUAGAAACGGUGUCACGAUGCCUCUGUUUUGA
Molecule: messenger RNA, 1059 nt
Organism: Penicillium soppii
Lineage: Eukaryota; Fungi; Ascomycota; Eurotiomycetes; Eurotiales; Aspergillaceae
Product: sterol desaturase family protein
Exons: 1
Coding region: 1-1059 (352 amino acids)
Biological process (GO): ergosterol biosynthetic process
Molecular function (GO): C-4 methylsterol oxidase activity; iron ion binding
Source: RefSeq, a predicted model, not a curated record